This is a messenger RNA of Populus nigra (black poplar), 897 nucleotides long. RefSeq names its product 11-beta-hydroxysteroid dehydrogenase A-like. Bases 1 to 897 code for a protein of 298 amino acids. The transcript has 6 exons. Lineage: Eukaryota; Viridiplantae; Streptophyta; Magnoliopsida; Malpighiales; Salicaceae. The record is from RefSeq and is a predicted model, not a curated record. Gene Ontology annotation, molecular function: oxidoreductase activity.
AUGGAUUUGAUUCACAAGGUCCUGAACAUUGUACUUCCUCCUAUAACAUUGAUUCUGCUACUUCUCUUCUUUCCGUAUUUUCUUGUUUCCAAGUUUAUAAGUAGCAUAAAAAGAUCAAUAAAUAGCGAAAAGGUGGCAGGAAAAGUAGUUCUAAUCACCGGUGCAUCUUCAGGCAUUGGCGAGUAUCUUGCAUACGAGUAUGCUAGGAGAGGAGCCUGUUUAGCCCUCUCUGCUAGAAGAGAGGAGCGUCUUCGAGCAGUAGCUGAUAAGGCCCGGGAGCUGGGGUCACCGGAUGUUAUAGUCAUCGCCACUGACAUUUCGAAGGUUGAAGACUGUGAGCGGUUUGUUAAUGAGGCAAUGAAUCAUUUUGGCAAGUUGGAUCAUCUGGUGAACAAUGCUGGUGUUGCUCAGAUUGACAUGUUUGAGGAUUGCAAGCAAAUAUCAGAAUUUGCAACAAUUAUGAACACAAAUUUCUGGGGUUCCGUAUACGCCUCCCAUUUCGCUAUUCCACACCUAAGAAAAAGUAAAGGAAGGAUUGUAGGGAUUUCUUCAAUUGCUGGAUGGUGCUCAGUGCCCAGGAUGAGCUUCUAUUCUGCAAGCAAAGCAGCCAUAACAAGUUUUUAUGAGACACUACGUGCUGAAUUUGGUUCGGAUAUUAGAAUAACAAUCGUCACUCCUGGUGUAGUUGAGUCAGAAAUGACCCAAGGAGAUUUUUUAUCAAAGUCGACCGAAAGGUGUGCUAAAGCAAUCGUGGACAGUGCUUGUCGAGGAGACAGGUACUUGGUAGAGCCGUCUUGGGCAAGGAUUUCGUUUCUGAUGAAAGUCCUUUGCCCUGAAGUGCUGGAGUGGUGGUUCCACAGGAUAUUGGUUGCUAAGAGUUCCAAGAAGAGCAACUAG